Molecule: messenger RNA, 1809 nt
Organism: Closterium sp. Naga37s-1
Lineage: Eukaryota; Viridiplantae; Streptophyta; Zygnematophyceae; Desmidiales; Closteriaceae
Source: the annotation of a GenBank genome assembly
AUGGGCGGUGGAGACGGGAGGCUCGUCUGCCCCGUUCUCACUCUCAGCCCCCAACCCACCUUGCACUCUCAAUCUCAGACCCCUUCUCACUUUCACUCUCACUCUCAGCCCCCCUCUCACUUGCACUCUCACUCUCAGACCCUUUCUCACUUUCACUCUCACUCUCAGCCCCCUUCUCACUUGCACUCUCACUCUCAGUCCCCUCUCACUUCCACUCUCACUCAUACUAUCACUCUCACUGUCCCUUUCCACCUUCACUCUCCCUCUCACUCAUGCUCUUACUCCCCCUCUCACCUUCACUUUCACUCUCCCUCUCACUCAUGUUCUUACUCUCCUUCUCACCUUCACUUUCACUCUCUCUCUCACUCAUGCUACCACUCUCCCUAUCACUCAUGCUUUUCACUCCCACUCUCACUCCCAUCGUCCACUUCACUCCCUUCUGCAUGUGCAUCUCUGGUCUCGCCCUCCACCACUCCCUCCUUUUCUUUAACCACCACUCCCUCCUUUUCCUCCCUCCACCACUCCCUCCUUUUCUUUAACCACCACUCCCUCCUUUUCUUUAACCACCACUUCCCUCCUUUUCUCCCUCCACCACUCCCUCCUUUUCUCCCUCCACCACUCCCUCCUUUUCUCCCUCCACCACUCCCUCCUUUUCUUUACCACCACUCCCUCCUUUUCUCCCUCCACCACUCCCUCCUUUUCUUUAACCACCACUCCCUCCUUUUCUCCAACCACCACUCCCUCCUUUUCUUUAACCACCACUCCCUCCUUUUCUUUAACCACCACUCCCUCCUUUUCUCCCUCCACCACUCCCUCCUUUUCUCCCUCCACCACUCCCUCCUUUUCUUUAACCACCACUCCCUCCUUUCUCCCUCCACCACUCCCUCCUUUUCUUUAACCACCACUCCCUCCUUUUCUCCCUCCACCACUCCCUCCUUUUCUUUAACCACCACUCCCUCCUUUUCUCCAACCAACCACUCCCUCCUUUUCUUUAACCACCACUCCCUCCUUUUCUUUAACCACCACUCCCUCCUUUUCUCCCUCCACCACUCCCUCAUCCACUCCCGCAUCAACUCUCACCAUCCUGUCCUCUUCCUCCUCCACCCUCCCUCCUUCAGCUACACCCUCGUCAGUUCCUCUCUGUGCAAAUCCUCCACUUCCUCACGUCCCCUGCUGCUCCCUCUCCCCAUCCUCUUCCCUCUCCUCCUCCGAUUCACCUCCGCCUCCCUCUCCUCCCACUCGUCCUCCCUCUCCUCCUUCUCCUCCUCCUUCUCCUCCCCUCCCUCUCCCCCCACUCCUCUUUCUUCUCCUCCUGCUCCUCUUUCUCCUCCUCCUGCCCCUCUUCCCUGCCCACAUGCUCCUCACUCUCACCAACUGGCAGAUUCACCUCCCCUUCCAUGUUUCCUGCUGCUGCUGUGCUGCUUCCUUGCAGACCCUCUUUUCCCUCUCUCUCCUUAUCCUCUCCCUCCUCCUCCCCCACUCUUCCAGCCUCCUCAUUCUUUCCAUCUUCGUCCCUCCUCUCUCCCCAUUCCAACCUCCUCCCCCACCGUCCCAAUCUCCUCUCCCUCACUACCUUCACCCUCCCGAUUCUCUCUGUCCUCCACCUUACCUCACUCUCUCCAUCCACCUCGCCAACCCCCUCACUCCCUCCCUCACUCUCUCCUCUACACCUCCAGACCCCACAUCAUCCUCCUCCCACUCACCCACACCGGACCCCACAUCACUCCACUCCUCGCUCUCCCAGUCACUUCCUGCCACCAGCCCAUCCGCCUGUGCUGCUACACCACACCUCCCACAGCCAACACUUGA